AUGCUCGGAAUUGACACGCUGAUCAUUGACACCGAAAACACCAUCGGUGACAAUUGGCGGAGACGAUAUCAUCAGCUCGUCCUUCAUGAUCCGGUUUGGUACGAUCACAUGCCCUACCUAUCAUUUCCGCCAAAUUGGCCGAUCUUCACGCCAAAGGAUAAGCUUGCUGAGUUCUUUGAAUCUUACGCUAAGCUGAUGGAGCUCAAUGUUUGGGUCAAGACGAGCAUAGAGUCAAGCUCGUGGGACGAGGCCAAGAGGCAAUGGACCGUUACUAUCAAGCGCACCAAAGAGGAUGGCACGGAGACCCGUACACUGCAUCCCAAGCACGUCAUCCAAUGCACCGGUCAUUCUGGCAAGAAGAACUACCCCACCCUGAAAGGAAUGGACGGUUUCAAGGGUGACGUACUCUGUCAUUCUUCUGAAUUUAAGGGAGCACGCCCCAAUGGCAAAGGCAGGAAGGCCGUCGUAGUUGGAUCCUGCAAUUCAGGCCACGAUAUCUCGCAGGACUUCUACGAGAAUGGAUAUGACGUUACGAUGGUGCAGAGGUCGACCACCUGUGUCAUCUCCAGCGAAGCGAUUACCGAGAUCGCUUUGGCUGGGCUGUACGACGAAAACGGUCCACCUGUGGACGACGCAGAUCUAUUUCUCCACAGUCUACCCAGUGAAGUCCUGAAAGCCCUGCAGGUCAAAGUUACCGAAUUGCAAAACCGGCACGACGCGAAAAUCCUUGAAGGUCUACAGAAAGUUGGUUUCAAGAUCGACCAAGGACCUGACGGUGCAGGACUCUUCAUGAAAUACUUCCAACGUGGGGGCGGAUAUUACAUCGAUGUUUCUGCUUCUCAAUCGAUCAUCGACGGCAAGAUCAAGAUCAAACAAGGGCAAGAAAUCGACGAAAUCCUGCCCAACGGACUGCGCUUCGCGGAUGGCAGCGAGUUAGAGGCAGACGAGAUAGUGUUCGCCACGGGAUACAAGAACAUGCGGACGACGGCGAGGGACAUCUUUGGCGACGAGGUCGCGGACCGUGUUGGCGAUGUCUGGGGGUUUGACGCCGAGGGCGAGAUGCGGACUAUCUGGCGGCGGUCGGGACAUCCGGGGUUCUGGUUCCACGGCGGCAACCUGGCGCUGUGUCGGUACUAUUCCAAGUUGCUGGCGUUGCAAAUCCAGGCGUUGGAGGAGGGGAUUGCGAAGUAUUAA
This is a messenger RNA of Cladophialophora bantiana CBS 173.52, 1194 nucleotides long. RefSeq lists its product as uncharacterized. NCBI's taxonomy places the organism in Eukaryota, Fungi, Ascomycota, Eurotiomycetes, Chaetothyriales, Herpotrichiellaceae. The coding region runs from base 1 to 1194 and encodes 397 amino acids. Gene Ontology annotation, molecular function: flavin adenine dinucleotide binding; NADP binding; N,N-dimethylaniline monooxygenase activity. The transcript has a single exon. The record is from RefSeq and is a predicted model, not a curated record.